Messenger RNA from Drosophila subpulchrella, 433 nucleotides. RefSeq lists its product as uncharacterized. The record is from RefSeq and is a predicted model, not a curated record. NCBI's taxonomy places the organism in Eukaryota, Metazoa, Arthropoda, Insecta, Diptera, Drosophilidae. Bases 30 to 368 code for a protein of 112 amino acids. The transcript has 3 exons. Gene Ontology annotation, molecular function: protein binding.
AGCCAGUCAGUUGUACAAAAGUAUUCAAUAUGAAGGCGUUCUUAUCUCUGGUUCUGCUGCUGGCUCUGGCUUUAGGUCAAGUUAGUGCUAGUUGCCCGGAAAGCUGUCCCGAUACGGAGGAUGUCGUCUGGGCUCUUGGAGGCAUUUGCAAUGUUUUCCGCAACAAGUGCUACUUCGACAAGGCAAACUGCCAGCGAGAUCCAGCGUUGACAAUCACCACCAAGGAGGAGUGCCAGAAAAAUUGCGGCAUCGCUUGUAUUCAGCAAUACGACCCUGUGUAUGGUACUUAUAAGGGUCAGGAGCGCCGCUUUGGUAACGAGUGUGAAAAAAUUGUUCACACCUGCCGAACUGGCGAAACCUUUGUUUAGAGGAACAUAUAAAAUGCAAAGCCUCAAAACGUACAUCCGAAUAAAUGCAUUUUUAAAAUGACUAA